GCAUUAAGUAACGUUAUUCCCUGAAUCUGACGUCUGCCCUAUCUCACACCAUGCGUUACUUUGCAUUUGCCGCAAUCUUAUAUACCCUCGUUGCAUCGAGUGUAGCGUUCGACAUUUCUCCACAGGAUGUUCUCGAAUCGAAUACCCCAGGACUACUGAGCGAAGCGGCAGUUGACCCCUGUUCGUUGGUCGAUUCGCCAAAAGUAAAUGCCAGUGUACAGUUGAGCAGCUGGGUUGAAUGUGCAGUGAAUGGGUUUUACCCAUAUCCAGCAAACACAAACUGGCCCAAGGGCCACGCGACCUCAUUCUCCAAAGACAUUAGGUUCACUUUCAAUGACACACAUUACGAUUUUGAUGGAUCAUUGAGACUCUACAAAGCUUUCAACGCGACGUUGGCUAUGGCAUUCGCACCCUUUAAGCACGGCUAUGUCAACGCGCUUGGUAUUCCCAAUAUCAACGGCGACAAAGGCGGCUUCGUCUACAUUAUCGGAUGGGCUGGCGGCUUUCAGACACGCGCGCAGCGCGAUGUAUACUUUACAAACGCGGCUUUCGCCGUGAUUAAAGAAGAGGAUGGCGAAAGGAAGAUCGUGGAGUUUAGGGAAAGUAGUAACAUUCCGAACACGGCGCCUUUACCACAGCCGGUCGAUUGGACGUGCUCUUUUGAGUAACUUGUGACGGUCAUGACAUUUAUUGAGUGGACCAACUACGAUUAUAUCGCUCGGCGCAGCACCGCAACCUUCGCGCUCCAAAGCCUAUUUAUAAAGGUAUACAUAAGUGAUGUCAAUGCUUAGCACCAGAUUUUCACAACGCAGUUCUGUUGUAGCAACAAUAUAAGCAACCAGUUAAGGUACUAUCCCUGUACCUUAUAC
Messenger RNA from Pyrenophora tritici-repentis Pt-1C-BFP, 869 nucleotides. RefSeq lists its product as uncharacterized. The record is from RefSeq and is a predicted model, not a curated record. Lineage: Eukaryota; Fungi; Ascomycota; Dothideomycetes; Pleosporales; Pleosporaceae.